UCACGUUCGGCUCUCCGACGGGGCGCAUGCGCAAACCGCUCCGGCGUGACACGCGUGUGCUGGUGAAGGAGGAAGUGUCCGGUGCGGUAUCACACCGGGGGGAAUCAGUCAUUAUAGAACCGAUCAUCUGACCCUCAAACAUGUCGUGGCUUUUCGGCCUCAAUAAAGGACAAGGCGGCGGCGCGAGCGCGGAUGUUCCGUUACCGCCUCCUCCUCCUCCUCCCCCGGCGGCAGCGGGAUCAGGGGGAAGCGGGGACAAACCCAAGGACAAAUGGAGCAACUUCGAUCCCACCGGGCUGGAGAGAGCGGCACAGGCCGCCAAGGAGCUCGACCGGUCCCGCCAUGCGAAGGAGGCGUUGGAUCUGGCGCGCAUGCAGGAGCAGACGUUGCAGAUUGAACAUCAGAGCAAGAUGAAGGAGUACGAGGCAGCACUGGAGCAGCUGAAGGGGGAUCAGAUCCGCAUUCAGGGGGAGGAAAGGAGGAAAACUCUGAAUGAAGAAACCAAACAGAACCAAGCGAGAGCUCAGUACCAGGACAAACUGGCUCGACAACGAUAUGAGGAUCAGCUCCGACAACAACAAGCUAUAAAUGAGGAGAACCUGCGCAGACAGGAGGAGUCUGUGCAGAAACAGGAGGCCAUGAGGAAAGCUACCAUAGAGCAUGAGAUGGAGUUAAGGCAUAAGAAUGAGAUGCUGCGUAUCGAGGCUGAGGCUAAAGCUCGCGGCCGUGUGGAGAGAGAAAACGCUGACGUCAUCAGGGAACAGAUUCGCCUUAAAGCAGCUGAACACAGACAGACUGUACUGGAGAGUAUACGAACUGCUGGUGCUGUGUUUGGGGAAGGUUUCAGGGCUUUUAUCUCUGACUGGGACAAAGUGACUGCUACGGUGGCAGGACUUACUCUGCUGGCCGUGGGUGUUUACUCAGCAAGAAGCGCCACAGCAGUGGCAGGGAGAUACAUCGAGGCUCGGCUUGGCAAGCCAUCUCUGGUGAGGGAGACGUCACGCAUCACGGUCACGGAGGCCAUCAAACACCCCGUCAAGAUGACCAGGAGGAUGAUGAGUAAACCCCAGGAUGCUCUGAAAGGAGUUGUGCUCAGUCCGUCGUUGGAGGAACGUGUCCGUGACAUCGCCAUAGCGACUCGGAACACCCGGCAGAACCGAGGUCUCUACAGGAACAUCCUGAUGUACGGACCUCCUGGGACGGGGAAAACACUCUUCGCCAAGAAAUUGGCAAUGCAUUCUGGGAUGGAUUAUGCCAUUAUGACCGGGGGAGACGUGGCCCCCAUGGGGCGGGAAGGUGUAACUGCCAUGCACAAAGUAUUUGACUGGGCCAGCACCAGCCGUCAGGGCCUGCUGCUGUUUGUGGAUGAAGCUGACGCUUUUCUGCGCAAGAGAUCCACUGAGAAGAUCAGUGAGGACCUGCGAGCCACGCUGAACGCCUUCCUGUACCGAACUGGAGAGCAGAGCAACAAGUUUAUGCUGGUUUUGGCCAGUAACCAGCCUGAGCAGUUUGACUGGGCCAUUAACGAUCGUAUCGAUGAGAUCGUAAACUUCGCCCUCCCCGGCCCUGAGGAGAGAGAGAGACUCGUCCGCCUUUACUUCGACAAAUAUGUCCUCGAGCCGGCCACCGGGGGGAAACAACGGCUGAAGCUGGCGCAGUUCGACUACGGAGUUAAAUGUUCGGAGAUCGCUAAGCGCACAGAGGGCAUGUCCGGUCGAGAGAUUUCUAAACUGGGUGUGGCCUGGCAGGCUGCCGCGUACUCCUCUGAGGACGGUGUUCUGACUGAGGCCAUGAUUGAUGCCCGUGUGGAUGACGCUGUCCAACAGCACAUGCAGAAGAUGGACUGGCUGCACGGGGAUGGAGUUCUGGAUAAUGAGGGACGGGCCGCUCCUGCAGACCAACAGGGGGGCAAAAGUGCCAAAAUGGGCAUCAUCCUGCCUCAGGGUUCGCCCCUGAAGGCACCCGAGGUUCUUUGCCCCUUAAAGGAGGCUCUGGACUCUACCACUCAACUGGCAGAGGAGGGGGGUAGCAGUGCUGCAGAAAAAGGGACUGUUCCAUUGGAAGGAGAGGGGGGAGGUAGACACAAAGAACAGAAGGAUGUACCACCUAAAGAUGGCACACCAGUUUGAGUUUUAUUAAGAACUGGUCCUGGGUCAGAUCAACUGAGCAGAGAUGAGAAACCUAAAUCCCCUGCUGACGCACAGGGGGAGUGUCCGAGGUCCAAUUAACAUGCAGCGUUUACGUUUAGGUAUGAGAUCACGCUCAGUGCAUCUGUACAGAUAUAGAUUAAAAAAAGAAAUUGGUGGUGUGUGUGUGUGUGUGUGUGUGUGUGUGUGUGUGUGUGUGUGUGUCUGUCCACAAUGGCUCCCUGUAGGAAAGUUAGUGCACCUUCAGGGCAGAACUGAUCCUCUAGACCACACAUUCCUCUUUCCAAAUUCAGUCUGGGUGAGAACAUAUACAUGUGUGCACAUCUCUGGUGUCAGCACAGAGGGCGCCAUUGUGCACAUUGUGUGUUUCAGGGUGUUUAACGAGAAUAAGAUGAGUAAAGGAAGAGAAAUGACACAAUAACGUCUGAUGUGUGUAAUUCGAGUCUGUGUAAAUGUCUCUCUGAUUUCCGUUAUAUGUCCAUUAAAACAUGUAUCACUGGAUCAUGAUUUACACGUGAUGAGAUGAAGAUAAACCAGAUUUCAUACGUAA
This is a messenger RNA of Silurus meridionalis, 2697 nucleotides long. It is a transcript of the gene atad3, whose product is annotated as ATPase family AAA domain containing 3. The record is from RefSeq and is a predicted model, not a curated record. Gene Ontology annotation, molecular function: ATP binding; zinc ion binding; ATP hydrolysis activity. Lineage: Eukaryota; Metazoa; Chordata; Actinopteri; Siluriformes; Siluridae. Gene Ontology annotation, cellular component: mitochondrion. Gene Ontology annotation, biological process: mitochondrion organization.